Messenger RNA from Cuculus canorus (common cuckoo), 5182 nucleotides. RefSeq names its product myomesin 3 (gene MYOM3). Gene Ontology annotation, molecular function: protein binding. NCBI's taxonomy places the organism in Eukaryota, Metazoa, Chordata, Aves, Cuculiformes, Cuculidae. The record is from RefSeq and is a predicted model, not a curated record.
AUCGGGCUCACACACUGGUAUUGCAGCCUCAGAGCUUCAUUGCCUUCAAACCUGCAUUUCUCCUUCUGACAACACCCAACAUAUUACCCACAUCUCGCAUUGCUGAGAAGGGUCUAUGCUGAAUACUGAAACUGCAAGCCUACCUUGAACAAACGGAAAACCAGCAGCCUCAGUUCUUUUACCCUAGCCUAAACUCCACCAGCAGCUGGAUACACAAGCUCACCUGCUGCUGUGGCAGCAAGUCUUUGCCUGUAAAAAGCAAAGUGUAACAGUUGCAGCCACUCAACCACCAGAGCUGCUGUUAGCUCCACAUCUAAUUAUACACUGACAUAAUUUGACUGGAGUUGGCAUUCACUAGAGAGAUGUCAAAGUAAAAGAUUUCACUCCGUUAUGCAGCAAUGGCAAUGUUAACCCGAGGGAAAUUCCAGGAGGAGAUUAAAACAUUCACAAUUCAUUUGAGACGCUUUCUGAGCUUCUAUCCUAAAUGAGCAGAGGAUAAUCCAGUACUGGUGCCUGAAUUGUGGAGGCUGGUGCCUGAAUUGUGGAGGCACCUGUCUUUCCUUGUAUCAGUUGGCAAAGGCAAUAAUUUGCCCGAUUCGAAAAAGUUUGUGAUCAGUUGCCAUCGCAGUGAACAGCUCUGACUGUGUAACACCCUCAUGGGUCUCCCCAUUGUCACUGCGAUGGCAUGGUCAGAUGCUAUAUUUAAGACUCCAGGAUGGGCACUCAAACAUGGGGAACAUUCUUUUGUGGAGAGUCAUUCUUAGUGUCAUCAACAGAGAGAAGGAAACACUCCUUUGUCCUUUCUCUUUCAUGAGGACAGGCACUCUCACUGUAGUCUUCACAAGCAAGAAGUCAUUUUCUACUUCCCAGCAUGGGAACCCGAACCUUCUUCCACCACAGAGAGGAGCAGCAAAAGGAGGAAAGGCAACAGAGCUUGCAAAUGAUCUCCAUGACUAGAAAGAAAAAGUUCAAAACCAGUGAGGAAGAAGAGACUUACAGCCCUUCAGAGAUAUCGAUAGCAGCUGCCCUUGCCUUGACCUCCGAAAUACCACAGGAUUACAAGCUAAGAAGAGAAACUGCUAUCCUAGAGCAAGAACAGAGGGGGCAAAAGAGAGUUCGGUUUGGGAAUGACAUGGAAAAGUUGGAAAAGGAAGUUAUUAAGAACUGCAGACUGCUGCGCAUGAGAGCUGACCAGAAGGCCCUUCGAAGGAAGGCUGUAGAAAAGGUACGCGUAGAGAAGGAAUACAUUGAGCUAUGUUCCGGGCGACCACCUAUGUUCUGGAUCCCCCUCAGAGCACAUGCGGUCUGGGAGAGGAUGGAAGUGAAGCUGGCGUGCACAGUCCUGGCUUCCCCACUGCCACAGGUUACUUGGUUUAAAAAUGGUAUUCGUAUUGAUCCUCACUUAGCCCCAGCAGGAAAAUACAAGAUAAAAAACAAGUUUGGGAUGCUGACCCUGUACAUCAGCAGAUGCUCCAUGGAAGAUUCUGCUGAAUAUAGCGUUGAAGUUAAGAACCAAUAUGGAGAGGCUUAUUCAUUUGCUACAGUGCUUGUCAAGAAGUAUUACGGAAAGGAGUCAGGAUUUGAUUCAGAAAUAUACAGAAGAUCUCUUCUGGCCGGAGAGGCAGAUUUUGCUUUUCCACUGAAACCCUUAUAUUCAAGAGAAAAGGAGCCUUUCACCCUCUCCUGUUACUUCUCUUCUCAUUUACUUGAACACCAACGAGACAUUACCUGGUUCAGAGAUGGGGAGUUGCUGCAGAACUCUGAAUGUCGGGAACUGAAGUACCAAGACCGGGAAGCUUCUCUGAUGGUGUCAUGUGUUUACAAAGAAGAUGAGGGAUUCUACACUAUCCGUGUUCCCUCGCUGGAUGGAUAUAAAGAGCAGAUCACUUAUGUGUUUGUCAGAGAUGCUGCAGCAGAAACCGCUGGUGCACCUGGAUCCCCCCUCAACGUGAAAUGCCAUGACGUAAAUAAAGACUGCUUGAUUCUCUCUUGGGUAGCACCCAGUGACAAUGGAAGAAGUCCAAUCCUGGGAUACUAUACUGAAAGGUGCAUUGCUGGGUCAGAGGACUGGGUCCUGUGCAAUGACAGGCCUGUGAGAACCUGCAGGUACCCCGUCUUGGGCCUUGCUGAAGGACAGACAUACCAGUUCCGAGUAAAGGCUGUCAAUAAAGAGGGCAUCAGCCAUCCUUCAAAACCCAGUAAUCCAGUUACAACGUAUGACCCCAGCAAGGACAAGAGAGUGACAGUUAUUCCAUAUGAUGAAAGCAGGACAAUUGAAAUUUUCAAGGAUGAGCUAGAAGCACAUAUUAAAACUCCCUUGCCACCCAGCAACGUUCAUGCAAGUGAGGUCAGAGAAGAUUACGUGGCUUUGGCCUGGGACGAACCAGAUCCAAGAGGCAGGGAGGCACUGAACUAUUAUGUGGAAAAGUCAAUUGCAGGCAGCAACUCCUGGCAAAUGGUUAAUCUGGAUCUGCCAGUUAAUUCACCAAGAUUUGCACUCUUUGAUCUUGUUAAAGGAAAAUCAUUCUGUUUCCGUGUGCGAUCUGUUAACAAGUAUGGAAUCAGUGAGCCAUCCCUGCCCAGUGAGCCUGUAACUGCUGGAGCAAAACUGGCUCCUCUGCCACCACCAUCUCAGGUUUUAGCUUUCCGAGACACCAAGACAUCUGUUGUUUUGCAGUGGGAUAAGUUAAAGGAUGGUCUGGAGCCUCUCGGCUACUACAUAUACUGUCGGGAGACUGGGGCAGAGGAAUGGAAAACUGUCAAUAACAAGCCCGUGACAUGUAAUGAAUUUACUGUUCCUGGGCUGCAGCCUGGCAAAGAAUAUGUCUUUUGUGUGAAAUCCGUCAGUGAGGCAGGAAUAAGUAAAAGCUCACCAGAAACAGACCCUAUUGUUGUAAGGGCAGCUAUUGCUCGCCCAUCAGCACCAUAUGGGUUUGUUCUUCUAAAUUGUGGGAAGGCUGACAUGACCAUCGGCUGGAAACACCCAAAGAGCAAGGGAGGAACAAAGAUUCUGGGUUAUUUCCUAGAUCAGCAUGAUGCAUCUGAACUAGAUUGGCAUGAAGUCAAUAUUAAGCCAAUUCCCCAGCAAGUUUACACGGUCAGCAACCUCGAGGAAGGUCACCUGUAUGAAUUCCGUGCCUAUGCAAUGAACAUGGCUGGUGUUGGGGAAGUAUCUGAACCCAGCGACCUGUUCAAAUGUGAAGAAUGGACGAUGCCAGAACCAGGCCCUCCCUAUGAUGUGAGGUGCACUGAAGUUCGAGGACACAUCCUUGAUCUGUGCUGGGAAGCACCACUGUACACAGGAGCAGUGGUCACUGGCUAUUACGUAGAUGUGUGUGAAGAAGGUCAGGCAGAAUGGAAACAAAUAAAUAAGCAGUUCGUAGCCACCACCCCAUAUGAAGGUUUGUAUGUGCACUUAAUAAUUUCAGAACUGGAGACAGGGAAAUGCUAUAUUUUCCGAGUAAGAGGACUGAACAAGGCUGGCAUUGGACGUCCUUCAGUCCCCUCAGAUCCUGUGGUGGCUAAAACCAAACCCGGUACAAAUGAAAUUGAACUUGGGGUUGAUGAAGAUGGAUUCAUUUACAUGGCUUUUGAAGCUCCUGAUAAGAACGACUCCUCUGAAUUUAUCUGGUCAAAGGACUAUGAAGGACCACCAGAUGCUGACAGAGUUCAGACUGAAGAGAGAGGCAAUAAUUCUAAGCUUAUAUUGAAAGACCCCUCUGAAAAGGAUCUGGGCAUAUACUCAGUGGAGGUGACAGAUGUAGAUGAUGAUAUCUCUGCCAGCUGCACUUUAACAAAAGAAGAUCUGGACAAGUUACUGAAACGUAGCCAUGAAAUCAGGAACCCACUGAUCAAGCUGAUAUCUGGAUGGAACAUUGAUGUUCUGGAGAAAGGAGAAGUGCGGCUGUGGUUGGAGGUUGAAAAGCUGUCACCAAAUGCAGAACUGCAUUUAAUCUUCAAUGACAAGGAGCUUACAAGUACUCCAACACAUAAAAUAAACUUUGCCAAAGGAAAAGGCCUCAUAGAACUGAUAAUCCCGGAUUUCUGUGAUGACGAUAAAGGGAUGUACACAGCCCAGCUGCAAGACGGAAAAGCUAAAAAUCAAUUCACCCUAGCUCUUGUGGAUGAAUGUUUUGCUAAAGUUGCAGAAGAGGCUGAUGCAAAACAGAGAGAAUGGAAGAAAAAGCAGGGUCCAUAUUUUAUAGAAAAUUUGAAAUUGAAGGUUACCGAGAACUGUGAAGCACUCCUCACCUGCAAGGCAACGAACCUGAGAAAGGACACCAGCUUCCAAUGGUUCUUCAACAAGAAAGCACGAGCAGGCAGUGCAUUUGAUCUACAGACUGGGAUAGGAACUCUUCGUAUUAAAAAGAUAACCAAAGCAGAUGAGGGCCAAUACAAAGCACUUGUUGCAGAUGACCGAGGAGAGGACUACACCCAACUUGAUCUCACAAAAGGGGCCUUUGAAGAUCUUCUCAAGGAGCUGUGCAGGAUCAGUGCUCUUUCUGCUACACCUCUGAAAAUUCAGCCUACUGAAGAAGGCAUCAAAAUCUACACAGAUGUGAAGUACUACACCGACUACAUGAAAACAACCUGGUAUCAAAAGGAGAAACAACUGGAAAGCCGUGACAGACUGAAAGCUGGGAGCACAAUGAACCAGAUCUGGCUUCACGUGCUGAACCCCACAGAUGCAGAUAAGGGAAAAUACACCCUGGAGUUAUUUGAUGGGAACACCUCUCACAGACUGUCAACAGACUUGUCUGGACAAGCCUUUGAAGAUGCCCUGGCUGAGCACAGAAGGCUAACGGAAGCAGCUGUAGCAGAGAAGUGUCGUGCCAGAGUUGUUCAAGGUCUGCCAGAUGUUGCCACCAUCAUGGAGGAUAAGACCCUGUGUUUAACUUGCUGUGUAUCUGGAGAUCCUUACCCAGAAAUCACCUGGUUCAAAAAUGAGAAGGUUAUAGUCUUUAAAGAUCGUUACAAAAUGGAUGUGAAGGGGACAGUUGUCACAAUUACCAUAGAGAAAGUCUGCAAUGAGGACACGGGAAAAUACAGCAUCUAUGUCAAGAACAAGUACGGUUCUGAAACAGGGCAGGUUACCAUCAGUGUCUAUAAGCAUGGAGAGAUACCAAUAGGAACGGAAGAAGAGUAAGUCCCAGAUGGGAUUACACUAAAAAAGCCUAAAUGA